AUGAGAGCAACGCCCUUGUGGAUAAUAAGCUCCUUUUUCGCAUUUGCGUUCGCACAUGCUCUUGAAAAUGAAGUGAAACAAGAAAUUGCAGUUAUCCACAAGAGCGUCCUGAAGAAGGUGCCGCUAAAAACGUGGCUCGACUUAGUGAAUGACUCCAUCCGUGUGAUAAUCGAAGCAAAUAGUUUAAAAAACCAAAAACUGCGGGAGCAAGAUUUGGUUAUUUGGAACAAUGGCAAGCGUAUGAAUGAGAAAUAUUUUAACUCGGAUCACUUCCAAAGGGGAAAUAAAAAUGUGUAUGUCUUUUUGAUGGGCGGCCAGAUUACGGCGGCAAACUGCUUCACCGCGGAGAACAUUUACAACACUUUCGCGGAGCAAGUUACCAAAUACAUAGGUGUGAUAAAAAAAUACUUGCACCUGGACGACAACGCCAGCGAAGAAUGGACAUCCAUGGAGGAGCUCCUGCUACUUUUAUUGAAGUCCAAGGAGCUCAGGGACAUGGUUGUUCGUAUCAAAACGGACGAGCAUAUCGAGGCCGUGAGGCAGAAGAUCCUGGAACUAACACAGAAAAAUAAAAACUACCAAAUUUUCUUUGACAUUCUGAAGGAACACAAAAUAGUUUACAACAUCCUCGACAGCAAGGUCAAGUGGAGGACCUUCGUGAAGGAGAAUCUCGGCAAUUUGAAAAAGUUGCUGGAGCCCUACUACGCCAAUGUGCCGGCGGACGAGUUGUAA
Messenger RNA from Plasmodium coatneyi, 732 nucleotides. RefSeq lists its product as uncharacterized. The transcript has 3 exons. The record is from RefSeq and is a predicted model, not a curated record. The coding region runs from base 1 to 732 and encodes 243 amino acids. NCBI's taxonomy places the organism in Eukaryota, Apicomplexa, Aconoidasida, Haemosporida, Plasmodiidae.